UCCUCGUGAAAUAAUUAUCCAAAUGGCUCCCGUCAAGUCUACCCCCGUUGCUGUCAAGAAGUCCAAGUUCGUCAUCGACUGCUCUGGUCCCGCCAACGACAAGAUCUUCGAUGCCGCUGCCUUCGAGAAGUACCUCCACGAUCGCAUCAAGGUCGAUGGCCGUACCAACAACUUGACUGAGGCCGUUACCAUCACCCGUGGUGCCGACAACAAGAUCACCGUUGUUGCCUCCAUUGCUUUCUCCAAGCGUUACCUCAAGUACCUCACCAAGAAGUUCUUGAAGAAGAACCAGAUCCGUGACUGGCUCCGUGUCAUUGCCACCGAUAAGCAGACCUUCGAGCUUAAGUACUUCAACAUCGCCAACGAGGAGGAGGCUGAUGAGGAGUAAAUUGUUUUCUCUUUUGAAAACUUUAUACUUAAAUAAAUAUUCUGGAAUUGGAGGGGGGGUAUUGCUAAUCUGUGGGUGAGACGAGAACGAACCCGCUGAGCACCUUCUUUUUUUUUCUCUGCUCACAAAUCACAAUCUCUGUCGAUCGAUUCGAUUCUUUUUUUAUUAUUAU
Molecule: messenger RNA, 560 nt
Organism: Phycomyces blakesleeanus NRRL 1555(-)
Lineage: Eukaryota; Fungi; Mucoromycota; Mucoromycetes; Mucorales; Phycomycetaceae
Exons: 2
Coding region: 23-388 (121 amino acids)
Biological process (GO): cytoplasmic translation
Cellular component (GO): ribosome
Molecular function (GO): structural constituent of ribosome; RNA binding
Source: RefSeq, a predicted model, not a curated record